Phytophthora sojae is the source of this 888-nucleotide messenger RNA. RefSeq lists its product as hypothetical. The record is from RefSeq and is a predicted model, not a curated record. Lineage: Eukaryota; Oomycota; Peronosporomycetes; Peronosporales; Peronosporaceae. Bases 1 to 888 code for a protein of 295 amino acids. The transcript has 3 exons.
AUGGACCACAUCAAGACCGCAGCCAACUUCGACGUCCAGGGCGUCCAGAUGGAAGUCUGUCCGUCGGGAGACAGCCAGACCGGCAAGUAUAUGCGGCUCUCGGUCACGAGCCUCACCGAAUUGGACACCAGCGGUGCCGUAGUGGCGAGCGUCGACAACGUUUCCUCCACGACGUUCGUGUCGACUCUCGAGGUCGGCGUCGCCAAAACACAGGUGGCGUUCAAUCUCACUGCCAGCGUCUACCAGGGCAACGCGACGGUGCCAUACGGCAGCCAGACCAUCCCUGUGCCAGCGGGCGCGCUCAAGUUCACCGCCGAUAUCGCUGGCUGGCCUAAGCCCGUCAAGAAGCCCAAGAACGUCAGCGACUCUGUCGGAGACGCCGACAUUGAGCGGGUCGAUCUGGGUGACUCCAUGUUCAUGGACGUGCCGAGCCUUGUCAUCCUCGACGGCGGAGUCGAAGAGAGUCUGCUCAACGUGUCCGUGGUGGAGGCGGCGGGCGACACGUCGCUCGAGUGGAUCUUCCCGUCCUUCUCCACCUCGCUGCACUACGACCCAGUUCUGGGCGGUACCAGCGCCACGACGGCGACGACCGAUAGCGGCGUCAACGCCGGUGACACCAGCGGCAGCACUAGCGACGUCAGUGUUGGCGACCCGAGUAGCAAUGACGGUAGCGGCAGUAUCAGUGUCGACGCUGGUAGCAGCAGCAACAGUGAAGGCAGUGCCGGAUCUAGCAGUAGUGGAUCCAGUACUAGCGCCAGCAGCACGAGUGCGCCUAGCUCCACCCCCGCGCCAACCACCAGCACCAACAGCGGAGAGGGCACGAAAGCGCCGACCGCGACAGCAACCACCGGACGUCAUCGGCCACUUCAGCGUCUUUGUCGGCUCUAG